CACUUAUCCGGUACGUCUAGGAUCGCACGCUCUUCACAGGCCUGAAUUCCUUUCUCAGACAUCGGCAUAUAUUAUGAGGAGCCCACUCCCAAGAGUAGAAAGGAAAAUAGUCUAGUGUCGCAUCUUGCUGGGUCUCAGUUGGUUCCCUUCUCUGAUACAAUCUGAAAUGCAGUCCUACCUGCUGUAUCGAAGAAUCCACCAAGCUGUCAAGCGACAGUAUGAGGUAUCUGCAAGGGAAGAGGAAGACACGUGGAAUGCAGACGACAAGUCUCAAAAUGACUCCUCUUUCUAUCAGUCGUCAGGUAUGUUCCCAGCAAAAGUGAGAUUGUAACAAAAAUGCACGACAGUUAAUCCCCUCCUCCCUUGUUAUAUAAACCCCAAUGACAAACGCGAAGCCCCAGCACAAGAGUCACAGAUCAUGGUAGUUGGAUGGGACGAUUAUGACAUACAUUUGAUUCAAAGCCAAUACAGCCCACGACGCAAGGCUGGGAUAACGAUCCUGGUUGCUUUAAUUGGGCUUUCGUGUACAGCAGCAUCCGCCAUAGAUUCCGUCGGGGUUCCGCAGAGUAGUGAGAAAUGUGGUGUCUCGAAGGUGGUGGGGCCUUUAGUAACCGCCCUUUUCAUGAUCGGCUUCGGGAUUGGCUCCUUCAUAUCAGGACCGUUCUCUGAAACAUUCGGACGAAACAUGGUAUACAUGGUGACGAUGAUUAUAUUCUCCAUCCAAAUCAUGGCAGCUGGUCUUGCACCUGACAUUCAAAGUCACCUCAUUUUCCGUGUCCUGGCUGGACUGUUCGCAGCAACUCCCCUCACCUUUGUUGGAGAUACCGUCGCCGAACUUUGGGACCCACUGCAGAAAACAUAUGGCUUCAUUAUUUAUAUCAUUCCUGUUUCCAAUGGCACGAUGAUUGGACAAGUCAUUGGAAGUUAUAUCCCUACCACCAUCGGGGUGGCGAUGGCUGGAAUGGAUUAUGCUGAUCUUUGGCGGGUUGAAGUUCAUCAUCAUGAUCUUAUUCAGCAAUAGACCCACCAGGAUACGCUCCUGACCUGGAAAGCCGCAGCUUUGCGCAAAUACUCCGGACAGCAACACUGGAGAGGACCGGCUAAAGUCCGUGAGUUUUCCCUCAGAUAACGCUUGAAGAUCGCGACCUCCCGACUAUUUGCUCGGAUCAUCACCGAGCCGAUCAUUGUCCUGAUCUCAUCUAACUUGAUCGCAAUCUACAUCAUCUUGUUAUUGUUCCUCGAGGGAAACAGGUUCAUCUUCGAGGAUAUCUAUCACUUUUUUGAGGGUCUGAACAACGUGACCUGGAUUGCAGUCUUCAUCGGCUCAACCUUAAUUGUAUUUUGUAUUCCA
Messenger RNA from Aspergillus homomorphus CBS 101889, 1351 nucleotides. Its product is annotated as MFS general substrate transporter. Lineage: Eukaryota; Fungi; Ascomycota; Eurotiomycetes; Eurotiales; Aspergillaceae. The record is from RefSeq and is a predicted model, not a curated record. Gene Ontology annotation, molecular function: transmembrane transporter activity. Gene Ontology annotation, biological process: transmembrane transport. The transcript is spliced from 2 exons. The coding region runs from base 419 to 1021 and encodes 200 amino acids.